GGCGCUCAUUGGGUAGCAGAUACUGCCAAGGAUGCUGUGGAAACAACUGAGGAAGCCGCGAAAAAGGGCACUGGCUGGGUCACCGAGACCGCCAAAGAUGCCUACAACACAACUACCGAGAAAGUAGGGGAGGGCGCUGGCUGGGUAAGCGAUACCGUUAAAGGCGCCUACGAUACUACGACUGGGAAAGUAGCCGAGACAGCCGACUGGGUUGGUGACAAAGCUCAUGACGCUUACGAUGCAACCGCCAAUAAGGCUUCAGAGUUAACCCAUUCUGCUGGUGAAGCAGUCGACAGCACAACAACCUAUAUUGGGGACAAAGUUUUCGAUGCAAAAGAAGAGGCGGAAAAGGCAGCAUCGGGUGCAUUCGGUUUUGUGAAGGACACUUUCGCUCAUGGGAAAGAUAAAGUCGUAGACGCCAAAGAGCAUGCCAAAGAGGCAGCUUCUGGUGCAGCAGACUCUGCUAAGCACGCACUCGAUGAAGCUAAGGACAAAGCCUCAGAUUUGGCAGAUGGCGUAAAAGAGGUUGGAAAAGAUGCAAAGGAUUCUGUAGCCGCGACUUUAGACAACACAUACAAUGUGGCUGGCGAAUGGAAGGACGAGGCUGGGAAGAAAGCAGAGGAAUGGAAGAGUGAUGCUGAGAAGGUGGUAUCUGACCUAAGUUCUUCUGCAUCCCAUGCUCUGGAAGAGGCAAAGGAAAAGGUCGAAGAGGUGGAGAACAAAGCAGAGAAGUGGCCUUUAGGUAAUAUCCGACAUAAAGAGUUCUGCGUCCCAUGCUGUGGAGGAGGCGAAGGAAAAGGUGGAGGAGGUGGAGAACAAAACGGAGGAGGUUUCAUGAUCACCAUCAAUCUUCUGAAAAUAGCUGUAGUAUCCGACAUAAAGAGUUCUGCGUCCCAUGCUGUAGAGGAAGCGAAGGAGAAGGUUCAGGAGGUGGAGAACAAAACGGAGAAGGUAGUAUCCGACAUAAAAAGUUCUGCAUCCCAUGCUGUAGAGGAGGCGAAGGAGAAGGUGGAGAAGGUUGAGGAACAGGCUGAACAGGCCGCUGCUGACGCAAAGGAUGCCGCAGCGCAUGCAGCAGAAGAAGCGCAAAAGAAGUUGGAAGGAUGGAAGAGUGAUGCGGAGAAGGUUGGGUUCUCUGCUCAUGCCGUAGAUGACGCGAAAAAUACCGCAGCGGAAUGGAAGGAUGAUGCUAAGGACAAGUUGGCGGGAUGGGGCAGCGAGGCCGAAAAGGCUGCACAAAAAGUCAAGGAAUCCGCGGAACAUGGCGUCGAAGAUGUACAACACAAAGUGGAAGGAUGGGCAACAGAAGCCAAAGAUAAGGUGCACGACGCUAAGGACUCAGUGGCACAGGCUGCAGGUGAUGCCCAGAGUAAAGUGGCAGGUUGGAAGGACGACGCGAAGGAAAAACUGUCGGAAUGGGGUAGCGAAGCUGAAAAGGCUGCUCACGACGCUAAGGAUUCAGCUGCACAUGCAGUAGACGACGCCAAGAAAACGGCAACGGAAUGGAAGGACGACGCACACAAGAAGCUUGAAGGAUGGGGCAGUGAAGCUGAGAAGGCUGCUCACGAAGCUAAGGACUCAGCUGCACAUGCUGUAGGCGACGUCAGCGCAAAGGCAGCUGAAUGGAAAGAUGAUGCAAAGGAGAAGCUAUCAGGCUGGGGCAGUGAAGCUGAGAAGGUGAUUACCACUUUUUAUAGAUCUAGUAAAGCAUUCUUCGAUAUUUUUGAAUAUUGCCGCAUCUUUGUGAAGAUGUACUUUUAUCAUCAGGAAAAGAGCUAG
This is a messenger RNA of Haemonchus placei, 1779 nucleotides long. Lineage: Eukaryota; Metazoa; Nematoda; Chromadorea; Rhabditida; Trichostrongylidae. The record is from the annotation of a GenBank genome assembly.